GGAGUAACUCUAAUAAUAAGCAGAGAGAUGAACAGUGGAUUUCCGCCUAUGGAUUUCAAGAUCGCAGUAUUGGGAGCCGGUGGAGUAGGCAAAACCUCUCUCCUAAGAGCGUUCUUCGACCAACCUUUUACUACAGACCAUAAACCGACUGUGGAUGACUAUUUUGUGCACGGGAUCAAGCUACGUGGGGUUUUCUAUAACGCUUGUAUCGUUGAUACAAGCGGUAGCUUCUCGUUUCCGGUGAUGAGGCGAUUUGCUAUUUCGCAUUGUCAAGGCUUUGUUGUGACUUAUGCUCUAAAUGACGAGAAAUCGUUCCAGGCUGCAGUGUCGACACUGGAUGAAAUAAUCGAUUUGAAGGCAGGUAUUGGCUUGAAGUAUAAGCGGAUUCCAGUUAUGCUGGUAGCGAACAAAUUCGAUUGUAAAGACAGGCAGGUUUCCGCUGUUGAAGCUCAAGCCGAACUCAACACUCGACCUUGGAUUGUGGGCUUGUAUACUGAAGUGUCGUGCAAGACUAAUAGUGGGGUUGAUGGGAUAUUUGAAAGCCUUUUGAACCUAAUGCAAGCUAUUAAGGAAAGAGAGCAGAGUAAAAGUGAUAAAUCAUCUUCUCUUCGGCAAAGCGGGAGAAAUUCCUCAAGAAAAAAGUAUAAUUCUGGCGGAGGAAAGAAAUGAAUUUUUAUUCACCUUUCAUAAAUCGUCUUUUUCCUUAGUUCCAAUGUGAAACUAAAAAGGCCUAAAAACAAACUCAAGAGACAACGACUAGAAAGUACAAUAUCUACAUGUACUAUUAUUACACAUGACGGGCAUAUUUAUCAUUAUAUAUAUGAUAUAUUCCAUUGAAUUAACUCAUCGAAAUUCAUGAACUCACAUGAAAGAUUGCUGAAAACAAAAACAAAAAACUUUUACUUUUAAUAGAAUGCUUGAUACUUAUGAUUUGAUAAAAAUACACGGUCAUAACCAUGAACAGUAGUGUUGAUCACAAGCUUCCAAGCAUGUCUGUUGUUCAAAGAAUGCUUGGAUGACCAAUUACUAUUUCCUCCAAGAAAAUAAUAGUCCGAAGCAUAGAAAACAAUAUGAAGAGAGCUUUCGUAGAAUUUCGAAGCAGGGACGGAUUUUUGCCAUAAACCAGUAUUCAUUGUACACAUAGUCGAUAGAUUAACUAUGUUGUACAUGAUUGUCUAUCCGUGACUGAAAAUGUAAAUAAGGAAAACUGAAGUACACACACGUAAACAGAAAGCAAAUAACGACGAAAGAGAAAGAUAAGGCCAAAAAAAUGAAUGUCAUUUUUAAGAUAGACAGAUGAGUCUAGAAUAGAGUUUUAACACGAUCGUGUUUGUUUAUGAGAAUACCUACGUUAUUUGCUAGAAAUACAUAGAAUGAACGACAAGGAAUAUUAAUUACAGGUCAAUAGAGAGACGACGGAGAAUGAACGCCUACGCGCAGUCGAUAAGUCUCUUUACAUUACAUGCGAAAUAAACUGAACCAUAUCAUGCA
Molecule: messenger RNA, 1491 nt
Organism: Actinia tenebrosa (Australian red waratah sea anemone)
Lineage: Eukaryota; Metazoa; Cnidaria; Anthozoa; Actiniaria; Actiniidae
Product: GTP-binding protein Di-Ras2
Biological process (GO): signal transduction
Cellular component (GO): membrane
Molecular function (GO): GTP binding; GTPase activity
Source: RefSeq, a predicted model, not a curated record